CCAUAACCUUAUCCAUUCGCCCCACACACACACACACACACACACAAACACAACAUCUCUCCAUGAAAAUGCAAGCAACUACUCUCAACCUUCCACCACCAUCACUGCCAUAUGGCCUUACCAAACUCCCACUGUCCUUGCCAUUGCCAUGGUUUCCUAAGCUACGACAACCUACCACUUUCAGGGCUCUCCAACUCAAACUCAAACCCACCGCUGCUGCUACAAACGACACUCCCACCACUGUUGAUUACAGCUCUGGCACUUCUGUUUUUCCAGCGGAGGCUUGUGAGACAAUUGGAGGAGAAGCUUGUGAUGCUGAAAUGUAUCCUGAAGUGAAGCCACCCACACCACAGCCCAAAAACACGGCUACUAAUACUAAAGAAUCUGUUGACAGAGAGUAUCUUCAGUAUGACGAACCCAAGACGGUGUUCCCAGGGGAGGCUUGUGAUGAUCUUGGAGGAGAAUUCUGUGAGCCAGACUAUCAGACAGGAGUUUACUAAACCAUCCUUAUUCUAAUUUGGAAAAGGGUCAUCUCAUCUCCUCUCUUGUUUAUAGUUUUGGGAUUAGCUAAUGUUGAAUUUCUGCAUUUAAGUGAAUAUUCUGUAAUUAAGUUAAGCAUGAAUAAAUAAUGAAAAAUAAUAUAACUUGGAUAUAUGAAA
Messenger RNA from Humulus lupulus (European hop), 659 nucleotides. RefSeq names its product light-regulated protein, chloroplastic-like. Bases 63 to 500 code for a protein of 145 amino acids. NCBI's taxonomy places the organism in Eukaryota, Viridiplantae, Streptophyta, Magnoliopsida, Rosales, Cannabaceae. The record is from RefSeq and is a predicted model, not a curated record. The transcript has 3 exons. Gene Ontology annotation, cellular component: chloroplast.